Drosophila ananassae is the source of this 1520-nucleotide messenger RNA. RefSeq names its product lipid droplet-associated hydrolase (gene sturkopf). The record is from RefSeq and is a predicted model, not a curated record. Gene Ontology annotation, biological process: lipid storage. Gene Ontology annotation, cellular component: lipid droplet. Gene Ontology annotation, molecular function: lipase activity. The transcript is spliced from 2 exons. Lineage: Eukaryota; Metazoa; Arthropoda; Insecta; Diptera; Drosophilidae. The coding region runs from base 332 to 1255 and encodes 307 amino acids.
CUCUGGCACUGUUUUCCUAUCAGGUGUUGUGCGAAACUGUUGUUGUCGCCGAACCGCUGAACUUCCGACCUUUGUUCAACUUGGCUCGAAAGUAAAACCGAAGGCAUAACAGUUCAUUUUUUUUAUCAAAACUAUCAACACUGGAUAUUGCGCGCAAUCCCAGCGGAUUUGAAAAUUCCCCAAGCCAUCGGGACACUGUGUUUGAACAAAGGAAAAACCGGUUGCCAGGGAAAUUGGACAGCUCAUCGCGUGUGGAAGGCACUAAACGACGUGGGUCAUCAUUUGGGGCGAUUGAUUUUCAAAACCGCCAACGAAACUGUGCCACGCCAACAUGCAAGAGGCCUACGUCAACAUCAACUCCAUACCCACCCACAUCUUUACCUGGGGCAGGUGGAUUGAGGAGACGAUACCAGAGAAGGAGAUUGUCAUUUGCAUAACAGGCAAUCCCGGAUUACCCGGAUUUUAUACGGAGUUUGCAGGCACUCUCCAAAAGGAGCUGGGUGAUCUGCCCGUUUGGGUGAUAGGCCAUGCUGGUCAUGAUGAUCCUCCAGAGGCCAGUAUUCGGGAGGUGCCCCAGCUCAGCGGGAAUGAGGAGCUCUUCAAUUUGGAUGGCCAGAUCCGACACAAAAUUGCCUUUAUCGAAAAGUAUGUGCCGAGCGAUGUGAAGAUCCACUUGAUUGGCCACUCCAUUGGCGCCUGGAUGAUCCUGCAGCUGCUGGAGAAUGAGAAGAUACGGAAUCGCAUUCAAAAGUGCUACCUGCUCUUCCCCACUAUUGAACGGAUGAUAGAGUCUCCCAAUGGAUGGGUGUUCACAAAGAUCGCCAUGCCCUUAUAUUCCGUCUUUGGAUACAUUUUCUUCACUUUCUUCAGCUCCCUGCCCGUCUGGCUGCGCCUCCUUUUCAUCCAGAUCUAUUUCCUGAUUUUUUCCAUUCCUCGGCACUUUCUGGGAACCGGCUUGAAGUACUCCAAGCCCUCGGUAGCGGAAAAGGUGGUCUUCCUAGCCGACGAUGAAAUGGCCAGGGUUCGCGGCGUACAAAGGGAGAUUGUGGAACAGAAUUUGGACAUCCUUAAGUUGUACUACGGCACCACUGACGGCUGGGUUCCGGUUUCCUACUACGAACAGCUGAAAAAGGACUAUCCCAAGAUAGACGCCACAUUGGAUGAUCAGAAGAUCGCCCACGCCUUCGUCCUGCGGCACUCCCAGCCCAUGGCGAUAAUUGUCAGAGACAUGAUCCAGAAGCAUAGACGGGGAUAAGCCCAUGUUUCCAUCCUAGCCAAAUUUGUUCUUGAGUGAGGCGUAGACUAUCAAAUCCUUUCCCAUUUCCAAACUCUCAUAAAAUUCCUAUUUGCUGCUCUCUAUUUGAAAUAUUCAUAGAUCUGAGUUUCCUGUUUGGGAUUGGGAAUCGAUUUUUAUAAAAAACACUCGUAGCACAUCCUUUAUUGUCUUUUGUGGCAAUUUGUUUUUUAUUAUUCUUUUGCAUUUCUCGUAGAAACUAUAAAUAUAGUCAAAAGUAAUUUAA